CCACAUGGUGUAGAUGUGAAAGAACUCCUCGGUUCUACUAAGAAAGUGAACGUUAACUUCCAGGACACAGAUGGCUUUUCUCCGCUGCAUCACGCAGCUCUUAACGGGAACGUGGAGCUCCUCUCGCUGCUGCUGGAGUCCCAGGCUGCUGUUGACAUCAGAGACCAGAAAGGUAUGCGGCCGCUGCACUACGCAGCCUGGCAGGGGAAGGCGGAGCCUAUGAAGAUGCUGCUGAAGUCAGGUUCAUCAGUCAACGGCCAAUCAGACGAGGGACAGAUUCCGCUGCACCUGUCGGCGCAGCACGGCCAUUAUGAUGUGUCGGAGAUGCUGCUGCAGCACCAGUCCAACCCGUGCAUCGUGGACAACGCUGGGAAGACUCCUCUGGACCUGGCCUGUGAGUUCGGCAGAGUUGGGGUGGUCCAGCUGCUGCUUUCCAGCAACAUGUGCGCCGCACUGCUGGAGCCUAAAAAAGGAGACACCAGCGAUCCAAACGGGACGUCUCCGCUCCACCUGGCUGCCAAGAAUGGACACAUAGACAUCAUCAGGCUGCUGAUCCAGGCUGGCAUUGACAUCAACAGGCAGACCAAAGCGGGCACUGCCCUGCACGAAGCUGCCCUCUGUGGGAAGACCGACGUGGUGCGACUCCUGCUGGAGAGCGGCAUCAACGCCACGGUGAGAAACACCUACAGCCAGACAGCACUCGACAUCGUCUACCAGUUUACCGCAACACAAGCUAGCCGAGAAAUCAAACAGCUGCUGAGAGAUGCAUCAGCGGCUCUACAGGUUCGGGCUCUGAAGGAUUACUGCAACAACUACGACCUUACCAGCCUCAACAUAAAGGCAGGAGACGUAAUCACGGUUCUGGAGCAGCACCCUGAUGGACGCUGGAAAGGCUGUAUCCAUGACAACCGCACAGGAAACGAUCGAGUGGGCUACUUCCCAUCCACUCUGGUUGAGGUCAUCAGCAAGCGCACUGGUUUGGCCAGCACAGUCAUUUGCACUCAACAGUUUCAAAAGAUACCGCUGGCUCCCCCGGCGACGGUUGCCCCUGCCAACGCUGUAGUCAACGGCAACGACACCACGUUCCAUCAGAUCCAUAUCCUGCCUCCACCGCCUCCUCCACCACCACAUUCCCAUCAGCCACUGCUUCCACUUUUUACUUCCUUUGGCUAUAACAGGUCGCCCGUGACAACUCCACAGGGAGACACACCCACGGCCCCAGGUUGUCGAGGCUCGGAGGCGAGUCCUCACAGUUCUCCCACCCCAUCCAGCGGGCCCCAUGGAGGCUCCAACGAAGAGAUCUGGGUUCUGCGCAAGCCCGUGGCAGGUGGAGAUCGCAGCAGCGUCGGCAGCCCUGGAAGUGUGACCAGUGUGAGAUCUUCAGGCAGUGGUCAGAGUGCUGGCAGUGCAGUGCACAUUCUUCAUGCACAAGCUGAGGGGGUGAAGCUUCUAGCCACCGUCUUGUCCCAGUCUGCCAAAGCCAAGGAGCAUCUCCUGGAGCAGUCCAAGUCCGUGGACCAGCCCGCAGGCAAGAUGGAGGGCUCCGCUAGCUCCUCUCGAACAUCCAGCCAAUCAGGCUGUCCACUUCAUGAAGCUCCACCCUACGAUGCCACGGCAACCAGGAAGGGGGAGGUGCCAUGUGAUGGGAAGGAUCUCACGGCGGUUGGAAUCACUAAACCGGGUCACAGGAAGAAGAUGACGUCGGAGAUCAACAAGAUGAGUGUCACAGAGUGGCUUCCUGAGCACAAACCUAGCAGCCUGGGUGAGUGGCUGUCUGCCAUCGGUCUGAGCCAGUACCACCAAGUUCUGGUGCAGAACGGCUACGAGAACAUCGACUUCAUCACGGACAUCACCUGGGAAGACCUUCAGGAAAUAGGCAUCACCAAACUUGGUCACCAGAAGAAGCUGAUGCUGGCAGUGAAGCGGUUGGCUGAAAUGCAGCGCACUUCAGAUGGGCGAGGCUCACUUCGAAAGAGGCCUCCACCAAUCACACAGCAGCAGGAAGUGAUGUCAACGGACAGUCCGCCCCCAGAUGAGGUCAUGUCUCCUAGGAUGAGCACCUUCCAGGACAGCGAGUUAAGCUCUGAGCUACAAAGUGCCAUGACCCCACCCUGUCAGGAGGUCAAAGCCCAGCGGACUCGCACCCUCAGCAAAGACUACGACGAGGCGCUGGCAGGAGGGGGAGGGCCGCCUAAGAAGGAGGCGCGGACUGUGAGGCAGCAGAGCAGUCAGGGAGGCUCCUCGUCCCACAGAGGCAGCGUUUCCUCACAAGGAAAACACCGUCACUCCCAUUCCCAGCCCGCCCCUCCCUACACACCACCUCACACGCCUACCAAGACCAGGACUUCAUCUUCCUCCUCCACCUCCUCUGUUCAGAGCUCAGCUUCUCCACAGGCCAAACCCAGGGCAUCUCCUCAGCUGGUGCAGGGGGAGCCCCCCUUGUCACCCCACUCGCACCCCGCCCAGUCUCCAACCAAACGUGGAGCUCCCUGUCAGUUCCCGCAGCAGCAACACCACCCUCCAGUCCAGCUGCCCUGUCAGCCACACCCUCAACACCUCGCACAGGGACAGCUGAUGGAGGUCAGAGAGGCCCCGCAGGCCCAGGUUCCUGUCCUGUGUCUGCCUCCGGAGGCUGAGCAGGCGGAGGCAGACGGAGAAGACCCCUCAGCUCUCAAGAACCAACGAAAUCACAGCCUUAGUCGGCACGCUGUCUCAGAUGGAGAGUGUGAUGAGAAGGUGGAUGGAGGAGGAGACAGACAAGCGGAGGUAUCAGUCGGUCAUGUGUCAACCAUAGUAAGAGUGGAUGGGGGCAAGUACGCCACGGUGACCCAUCGUGUCAGCCGCAGCCACUCGGUCCGCAACCAGGAAAAAACUCGCAGCCACACCCAGUCCUUCGCUCUGCGUCAGAAGAAGAAAGGUCCUCCUCCACCUCCGCCCAAACGCUCCAGCUCGGCUAUCUCCAGCUCUAACCUGACGGAAGCUAACCUGCAGCAGCAGACACUCGUCACCACAGGUGGCAUGCUGGACGUGCCUUACCUCCAACAGCGGCGGGCUAGUGACCUGGGGAUGUCCGUGGAGGCUGCUGCUGUGGAGACCAACAGCUUGGGAAGCGUGAGGAGCAUCGCCGCCAUGCUGGAGAUGUCUUCCAUAGGGGGCGGAGCCAAAGGCAUGGCCCUGCAGAAGAAUUUCUUUCAGGUGGGAAAAAGCCGUGACGCCAUCGGUCUGGACGGAGAGGUGGUUAACCGCCGGAGGACCAUCAGCGGCCCAGUAACCGAGCUGGUGGAGGCUGCCAGGCGAGAACAGCUGGAUUUCACUCCAUCCUUGGUCCAACCCCAACCCUCCUCUCCACCUGUCAAUUCUCCUUCACCUCACCCACCAUCCUCCCCCCUCCCCGGCUCAGGGGGCAGCGGCAGCUCGUCGGAGAACCUUCCCUUUGCCGAGGAGGGAAGCCUUACGAUCCGCCGGCAAGGUCGAGGAGAGGGACAAGGACAAGGACAGUGUGUAUUUUGUGUCUGUCUGCAGGGUGACAGCGAGGCGCCCCAGGGUGAUGGCGGUUACCCCCAGGAGGACACGCCUGAAGCUACGGGCACCCUAAAGCGACGGCCCCGCAAGUCCCACCCCAAUGGGUCAGACUUCACCCUGCAGGAGUCGUCUACCGUCAAACGGCGGCCAAAGAGCCGUGACAAGGAACCCGACGGCUAUGCAGAGAUGGUCGCUGCUAAUGGAGGGCUUGUGGACGCCGGGCCGCCCAACACCACGCAGCCUUUCCCCUACCAAAACGGUACCGCCACCGUGAAGCGCCGCCCAGCGCUGGAUGCUGGAGUGACAGAACAACCUCAACAUCAGCCCCAGCCACAAGUGAGCGCCGCCGCCCGCAGGGAUAGCGUGGACAGCGUGGACAUGGGUGUUCCAGCUGCCAGCGAAGGAGGUCCUGUGAGGAAACCAAAGCCUCCUGUCUCCCCAAAACCUGCUGUGGCACAGAUAAAGAGGCAGGGAGGCCCCCAGACACCCCCGCAGACGGCUCCCAGUAAGAGGAUCCCACUGCCGGGCCCGGGCACUCCUGGAAGUCCAGUUGAAGGUAAGAAGAUCCCUCCUCCAGUUUCACCUAAACCAGCCCCGCCCCCCACGGCGCCUAAACCAGCGAAGCUGAUCCACUCGCUGACCAGCCCCUGCUCUUCCAGCCCAGCCCCCGCCCUGGCCAAGCAGCACUCGGUGGUGGCUCGACAGUCCAGUUCCCCGACCUCCUUCCUGCCGUGCAACACGCCGAGCCUUCCCAACGCCAAACCUACCAGUCCGUCGCCCCAAAGCCCCCACACGCCGCAGACCCCCACCACGCCUCAAACACCCCAGACACCUGCCACUCCCAGCCCCACCCCGCCACCUGUCAAGCCCCCCCGCUCCUCUAUCGGGGGGGUGUCAGUAGACAGUGGGAUUACAGGGUUGGUUCAUCAGAAGUUGGAGGAGACGAGCGCAUCGCUCGCUGCUGCUCUGCAGGCGGUGGAGGACAAGAUCCUGAGACAGGAAGACUCUGUGACGGAGCAGAAGACCACAGUGAGCAUCCUCGAUGACAUCGGCAGCAUGUUUGAUGACUUGGCCGACCAGCUGGAUGCCAUGUUGGAGUAACCAUGGAAACCGCUCCACGUGCAUCAGGACUGUCUGACGACGAUGGCACAACAUGGAUAACUCGCUCUCCUUCUCUCCAUCCACCUCUCUGACGUGAGCUCCACCUCCUCGUCGCUGCAGAUGAAAUUCUCUCCUUUUCUCCUCCCAGAGGCGGAUGGAGGAGCUGCAUCCAACGCCUGAACAGACGCAUGCAGGAAGGAUGGAUCACAGGGAAGCGCCUGGGAGACAGAUGUCCUAAAAGGACAACAUAAGAAAUAUAAAUAAGGAUUAUUAAAAGAAACACAAGUGUAGGAGACUUUAAAGGACUCCUCGUGAACAAAAAGAUGUUAAAAAGCAACAGUGUAAGAAAUCGUAUGGUAUGUGUACAUCCUAAGCAUGGAGAGUUGAUAUCUACUGACAAAGUUCUGCAUUAGCACAGUAACACAUGACAUAUGAUCUGUAUACAUACAUGAGUACCAGUCUAGGCUUUGGUUUGAUGUCCUGGGUGGAAUGGUGCCCUCUGGUGUUGUGAUGAUGUAAAUGACUCGGUGGAAACUGUGUGACCAAACGGAAACAAUUCAGUGUGUGUGUGUGUGUGUGUGUGUGUGUGUGUGUGUGUUCGUGUGUGUGUGUGUGUGUGUGUGUGUGUGUGUGUGUGUGUGUGUGUGUGUGUGUGUGUGUGUGUGUGUGUGUGUGUGUGUGUGUGUGUGUGUUGACAGUCGGAUCUAAAUGAACUUUAGUCGCGAGUGAAAAUCAAACAUCAGCAGUUUAAACCCAGUUUCAUAGAUUCUAACGUCGAUGCUUUAACACGACGACGUUCUAAAUCGUUCCUGAAAACUUCAGCUCUCCAUCUUUCUGUGCGACCACGUGCCCCCUGCACUAGUGACGGGUCAGGACCAGGCUGGACUGGUUUUCUGCUGCCUCCUCAUUCUGGACCUCCACAGACCAGAUCAGUCUGGACUCAGUGCUGCUUGUUUGUCAUUGCAAUGAAGGCAGGAACCAGGUUCUGCAGCUUGUGUGAGAACAUGGUACGGAACAUAAAGGAGAACGUUUGGAUGGGACAGGAUGUCAAGACUGAUAAAGAAAUGUGAUCUUGGUCUGUUUAGUCGUGUUUAGCGGGAGAGCAACUGAAAACCGCCACCAGUGGGUUUGGGUGUGAACAUUAGAGCAGCAGCUCCAUCAGAGCUGGACCCGAGUCAUGGACUUGGACCAUAAGUCACUAACAGGGAAGGGACCUUCAACCUCACUGGGACCUGAGGCGGCUCCGUCUGCAGCCGAGGCUGGGACCUCGCUGAGAGUUGUACUGAUGUGAGACAGAGUUACCCGAAAGCGGGUUUAGAGAAUCUUUUCUACAAAGUCGUGACACUUUCUUCCAUGACGUCACAAAUUAGACUCAAAACUCCAAUUUGGGGACUUGGCUGAGUGUAGAGUAGAAAGUGUUCGGUUCCUCCUCUGAUGUCCUGAGAUCGUUGAUGUUUAACAUCCAGAUGUGUACGGGUUGUUCGGGGGGGCUUUUAGCAGCAGCAGGCGGAGCUUGUCGUGAUGCGAUGCUGAAACUUACAGGAAGUAUCUAGAACCUCCAGCUGUUGAAGCGAGAACAUUGCUGAUGUUAAACUCCAACCUUUGUUUCUGCACACACUGACAGGCCCAUGUGCACUCAGGAGAAGCACAACGACCAUGCAGCUGGCUCACACACACACACACUAGAGCUCCAGCUGGUUAACAGGUAAACUUCAUGUAUUUAAAGGGUUGAAUAUUAAAGAGUUUUUGUACAACCAGGGAAAAGAAUCCGUCGCAGGACGAAUCCCUCCUAAAGGUCAGCACAAGCAGCGCAGUCAGAGCUGCACGUCAUGAACGAGGGCUUCAAACCCGCUGCUGGCUGAAAGCAGCAAACUUCAGGUUCCACCAUCAGGUUCUCCCAUGGUCCAUCCUAGAGCUCCACCCCGCGGCCCUGUGCUCCAGCAGCACCGGGUCAAUGUCCUCUCAAUGGUGGCUUUAUUGAUGGGCUUGAACAGAUCUGUUUCCAGGGUGUGUGUGUGUGUUGGGGGGGAGAGACUGGGUUCAAAAGUUCGAGUUUACUGAGGCUCUUCCCUUAUUUAUGUUGUCCUCUCCUUCUCGUGGGUUCAGGCUGCGCCAUGGCCAAGUGUUUCUGGUAGAACCGGGCUGAUAUCUGCCUACUUUCAUUGGUUGGUUUCCUGACCCAGACUUCAUUUUUCAUCAUAGUUUCUCAUUCCAGGAUCUUAAUGUUUUAUCCAUACAGAAACCAGAUGAUGUGUUUAGGCCCACAGCUCUGUUGGAACACCCAACUGGGGCCCAGAUUCAUCCAUUCAGGUGAUGGUGUCAGUCAUUAUUCCAUGCAGCAUGUCAUGAUGCUGCCACCACCAUGCCUGACUGUUGGUGUCAAAGCUUCACCUCCACUCCUCCAAACAUUUGCAUUGUAACUGUGGCCAAACAGCUCAGUGUUUGAUUCGUUAGAAGACGUUUGACUGGUCCAAGUAAGGCGAUAGCGUCUUUGGGUUCAUAUAAAACUGUCUUGACUGACGAUGGAGACGUUGGUGUUCCAGAAAGGCCUGAGCCUUGAGGGUUUCUGAACAUCUGAAUCAAGUUAUUUUCAUCUGAGGGGACAGGUGAGAACAUAGUUUUGGAGAAGCCAGCUUCAGUAACUCGUCACCAACAGCCUGGAUGUCCACACAAAUGUUUAAUCAUGCCAAGUUAAGGAACCUUCUAGAACCUUCAGGGUUGCUUAGCAACAGAUGUUUGUAUGGGAGCCUGUGUGAAAGAGAGAAAAUCCACAACAAAAGCAAACUUCUGCAUCCAGUUUUUAGUUUUCACAGAUGUGUUUGACUUUUCUCGUGUGAGAGUUAUAUCCUGGGAAGAAACGCUUUAAAUCUGUUACUAAACCUCAGAACUGGCGACAUCCACGCCCGUGAUGGGUGAUCUGAUGUAAAAGUUUGCAGCAUGAACUCUUUUUUUUUUAAACAACAUGCUUGAUUUCCUCACACAGAUUUCAUGAUUGUAAAUCUUCCUGUAACAUCGUCCAUAGAUACGAACCAUGAUGCAGCCGCUGCCAUGCUUCACACCAGGGAUGCUCUCAUUUUAAAUGUAGUCUAUAAAAUCUCCUCAGUCACAGAUUCACGUCUGUGCAGCAACAAUAAGAAACCAUAAAAGCUCAAAAUGACUGAUCCGGUUGGAGCUUUCUAAAGCUGCUUUGACAUGAUGCGUAGAACUAAAACCUUCGGGUUUAAUAACACUUUUUGUUCCUAUAAUUGUGUAAUGAAAGGCCAGAUGUGGAUGAUCCUGCUAUGAGUCUGUGAAUCAGAUUGUAAUUCUAGAAAAGCAGACAUUAAACGCUAGCUAGGCUAAGCUAAUAAGGUCAGACUUAGGUGCAUCACCACCCCUCUGGACCCGGUCUGAUUCACUGAACCAUUAAAUAGUUCCCGAGUGCGGCCACAGCUGCAGCUUACCGCUCCCCGCGGGGAUGGGUCAAAUGUGGAGAUGAAUUUCACCAGUGAGUGAUGAUGACUAAGGUAACUUUAAACCCACUGAUAUUCCAACGGUGAACCUUUUUUUACCUUUUAGUCCCGCUUUCCCAGCCGCUCACCUCAUUGUGCCACGACAAUCUACAUCAGCACCGUUUUCAUCAGCAUCACCAAUGCCGUGGACAGGAUUAGGACUGGUGAAGAUCUGUGAAGUCUGAUGGUUUAUUUCUGUUUGCAACCAGAUAUUGGUGCAAUAGUUCAUUUGCACCUCCGUCCACCAUAAAAUCAAAGUCUCAUUAAAACCACAUUCUAUGUCUAUGGAUAAAUAUAUAACAGAGAAUAGUUGUGGUAUUUAAAUUCUGAUCACAAAAAAGAUAUAAAUAUAUACAUAUAUAUAUGGGUAUUUGCAACAAAGUGUAUUUAUGAUGUGUGUCAUUCUGAAGAGUAUUUUUAAACAGAUCUAAUCUGAGUAUUGAACCAGUCUGCUUCUCCAUGCUUCAGUGGUCCAAGAUGAUGAAUCAUUGUAGGAUACCAUGUUGGGAUUUUUAAAGGAAGUGUUAUUUUUUAUUACUCAUUUUAUUUAUUUAUUUGUGUACAUGUGUCCAGGUGUGGCAGUGUGUAUAAUACAAGCAAUUAUUGUUGUUCGGUUGUAUAAUUUACUUUUUUCUCUUUGGAAACAUGUGCCUUGCUUUGUGAUUUUGGUCUAAUUUCAAUACAGUAGAUGGGUAUGUACAAAAAUCA
Molecule: messenger RNA, 8822 nt
Organism: Nothobranchius furzeri (turquoise killifish)
Lineage: Eukaryota; Metazoa; Chordata; Actinopteri; Cyprinodontiformes; Nothobranchiidae
Source: RefSeq, a predicted model, not a curated record